Molecule: messenger RNA, 1761 nt
Organism: Maudiozyma saulgeensis
Lineage: Eukaryota; Fungi; Ascomycota; Saccharomycetes; Saccharomycetales; Saccharomycetaceae
Source: the annotation of a GenBank genome assembly
AUGUCUGAACUAUCUGACAAUGAUAUAGAAACAGAGGUUGUAUCCCGGAAUCUAUGCGGUAUUGUUGAUAUAGGGUCCAAUGGUAUUAGAUUUAGUAUAUCUUCCAAAGCAUACCAUCACGCAAGAAUCAUGCCAUGUGUAUUUAAAGACAGAGUUGGUGUGUCUUUGAACGAUAUUCAAUUUUCUAAGGACUCUUCUAAAAGACAGCCCAUUCCAGACGAUAUUAUUAGAGAGAUAUGCUCAGCUAUGAAGAGAUUCAAAUUAAUAUGUGAAGAUUUUGGUCUUCCAGAUAAUAGCAUUAGAGUCAUUGCUACACAAGCAACAAGAGAUGCGAUUAAUUCAAAACAGUUUGUCGAUGCAAUAUAUAAAAGUACUGGUUGGGAAGUGGAAGUAUUGUCCAAGAUAGAAGAAGGUAAAUUGGGGGUUUAUGGUGUAGUGUCUUCGUUCAAUACUGUAAGUGGAUUGUAUUUAGAUCUUGGAUGUGGAUAUGUGCAACUUUCCUGGAUAAAAUGCGAGAACGGUGAAAUAAUACAAUCUUCUGAACCUAUAUCACUACCCUAUGGUUCCAGUAGGCUGACAAGGAGAUUGAAGAAUGAAAAUACAAAGGAUUUGUUUUUUGAGAUUAAAAAUAAUUUAAGCAGCUUAUUAAGUGAACUUAAUAUACCACAGGACUUAAUCGAAGAAGCUCGUUCACAAGGUGGAUUCGAUUUGUGGACAAGAGGUGGGGGCUUGAGAGGCUUAGCACAUUUAUUGCUUUCACAAUACCAAGAGUACCCAAUUCAGACCAUUAUUAAUGGUCUGGCUUAUUCUUACGAUGAAUUUUCAAAUAUGUGCGAUUAUCUUUUUCUUAAAAACAAGAUACCAGGUACUAAAACUGGUAAAAUAUUUAAAUUAUCCGAAAAAAGAGCAAUACAACUUCCUGCCGUUGGUUUAUUAAUGUCUGCUCUAUUUGAUGUUCUUCCAAAAAUUAAGACUAUUCACUUUAGUGAAGGUGGUGUAAGAGAAGGUACUAUGUAUUCCUUACUUCCAAACGAAUUAAGGGCUCAAGAUCCAUUAGUAGUGGCUUCACGACCAUAUGCCCCAUUACUUGCUGAGAAAUAUCUUCGAUUAUUACAAACAUCAUUUCCUGGGAAAGGCGUUCCCAGCAUAAUCAAUAAAAGAAUUGCACCUGCAUUGUGUAACCUUGCGUUUGUGCAUGCAUCUUACCCAAAAGAAUUACAACCGACGGCGGCAUUGCAUGUUGCCACAAGAGGUAUCAUAGCAGGUUGCCAUGGUCUAUCACAUAGGACGCGAGCAUUGAUAGGGAUAGCUCUAUGCAAUAGAUGGGGUGGAAACAUCCCAGAAACUGAAGAGAAAUAUUUACAAGCUCUCGAAAGUGUGGUUCUUCGUGAAGGUUCUAAAUUGGAGGCAAAGAGGAUUGUCUGGUGGACUAAAUAUAUUGGCACAAUAAUGUAUGUUAUAUGUGGUGUCCAUCCAGGUGGUAAUAUUAGAGAUGGCGUAUUUGACUUCCAAGUCGUUGACGGAAAGCAGGAUACCGUAAAUUUAGAAGAAUUGAGGAUCGAUGAAUACACGGGUCAAGUGGUGAAUCAUGAAUCUGAAACGAAAAUUAGAGAAUUUGAUGUUGUUGUUAGGAUUAGUAAGGAUGAUCUUAAGACAAGUGCUAGUGUACGUUCUCGUAUAAUUACCAUGCAAAAAAAAAUUAGAAAAUUAUCAACAAGAAGUGUGGAAAGAGUGAGAAUUGGUGUUGAAUUCUAUGAAUGA